Messenger RNA from Spea bombifrons (plains spadefoot toad), 671 nucleotides. It is a transcript of the gene RPL12, whose product is annotated as ribosomal protein L12. Gene Ontology annotation, biological process: translation. Gene Ontology annotation, cellular component: ribosome; cytosolic large ribosomal subunit. The record is from RefSeq and is a predicted model, not a curated record. Lineage: Eukaryota; Metazoa; Chordata; Amphibia; Anura; Pelobatidae. Bases 124 to 621 code for a protein of 165 amino acids. Gene Ontology annotation, molecular function: large ribosomal subunit rRNA binding; structural constituent of ribosome. The transcript has 7 exons.
CCUCUUUCUCGCCCGCUUCGCUGCUGGUUGAGGUGCAACUGUCCAAUCGGUCGUCCCGAAUCCGGGUUCAUCCGACACCGAAACCGGUCCCAGUGAAGCGGAAACCCCUUAUAUCGAACCACCAUGCCUCCUAAAUUCGAUCCUAACGAGAUUAAAGUUGUGUGCCUGAGAUGCACAGGAGGAGAAGUGGGAGCCACAUCUGCUCUGGCCCCGAAAAUCGGCCCUCUGGGUUUGUCUCCCAAGAAAGUUGGUGACGACAUUGCCAAGGCAACCGGUGACUGGAAGGGGCUGAGAAUCACAGUCAAGCUGACCAUCCAGAACAGACAGGCUCAGAUUGAGGUCGUCCCGUCUGCCUCGGCUCUGAUCAUUAAAGCUCUGAAGGAGCCUCCCCGUGACAGAAAGAAGCAGAAGAACAUUAAACACAGUGGAAGCGUCACCAUGGAUGAAAUCAUCAGCAUCGCUCGUCAGAUGAGGCACCGGUCUCUGGCCAGAGAGCUCUCCGGAACUAUUAAAGAGAUUCUGGGGACAGCACAGUCUGUUGGCUGCAACGUUGAUGGCAGACACCCCCACGAUAUCAUCGACGAUAUUAACAGCGGUGCAGUUGAAUGCCCAGCGAGUUAAACCUUCCAUGAAUACAGAAAAGAAUCUUUAAUAAAGAAAAAUCUGAAUUA